Fusarium oxysporum Fo47 is the source of this 981-nucleotide messenger RNA. RefSeq lists its product as uncharacterized. Lineage: Eukaryota; Fungi; Ascomycota; Sordariomycetes; Hypocreales; Nectriaceae. The coding region runs from base 1 to 981 and encodes 326 amino acids. The transcript has 6 exons. The record is from RefSeq and is a predicted model, not a curated record.
AUGGCUAGCCAACUCGAGUUAUCAGACGUCGAGUUCAUGACAAAAGGCUAUCGGAACCGCACAAUCCUUGUCUUUUCAAUCUGCUUCCCUUUGGCUGGGUUAACCGUUUCUCUACGAUUUUUUAGUCGUGUCUUGGCAAAGAAUCCCUUCUGGUGGGAUGACUGGCUAUCGCUGACUGGUCUGUUCAUGACGGGAGGUUUCUGCGCCUGUGUGUUGUCAUGCCUCCCCAGCCUUGGUCUUCUUAGCGGCAAAGAGCCCAUCACGAAUGAACUCUUGAGCCAUAACGCCAAAGGAGCAUACGUCGCCGAGAUGUUUUAUUAUUGCAAUCAACUCAGUCUCAAGUUUUCUAUUCUAAUGUUUUACUGGAGAGUCUUUGCGUCAUCAACCUACAUCCGAAGGUCUAUCUACUAUAUUGGAGUGUGCAUCCUUCUCUGGUUUACUUCCGCGUUUAUUGUCUCUGCUCUUCAAUGCGUCCCAGUACACGCAAACUGGGAUCCGAUUGCGAAACAACGACCCGAUGUAAAGUGCGUCGACUUGAAUGGGUUUUUCUUUGGCACUUCGAUUCCGAAUAUUGUGGCCGAUUUGGUUCUGGUUGUUCUACCGAUUCCGCAAGUAUUACAACUCAAGAUUACACUCACCCAAAAAUGUUUUGUGAUUCUGUUUUUCAUACUCGGUGGCUUUGUUGUCAUCACGUCCAUCGUUCGACUAGAAUUAAUUACAAAAGUCGACUUUGGAACUUUUGCCGUCAAUUGGACAGUCGACAACUCAGUUCUAUGGACCAUUGUCGAAAAUUGUUGCGGCGUUAUCAGCGUCUGUCUCCCCUCACUCCGACCCAUCAUUAGAUUCAUUCCAUGGAAAGCCUUCCAGAACGCCUUUACACGCAGCUACGGUGCAAGCCACGAGUCCAAAUCUCAAUCAAAGCCAACAGCGAGAGCUGCACUUCCCAGCCAUGAACUCGAAUGUCCUUGGAGGAAAUAUUGA